AUGUCGCUGGUUGCGAUCGCAACGAGCUCUUUUACCGCAGCUGCAUCUUCGCCGUCGCCAUCUUCAUCGCCUUUACACAUGCUGUACUACCAUGAAGCGUCUGCAGCAGGACAGGACCCAGGCGGUGAUGGAAAUGUCUACAAGCGAUGGAGAGAACGGCCCCAGCGGCCGAUAAAGGUCUGGGCCUUUGACGUUUCGAAGCAGGUCUUUGGGUCGGUUUUGCUUCACAUGGCAAAUCUUCUCAUGUCUAUGUUCUCGGCCGGUCAGCUCGAAAUUAAGACGACAUACCGACCGAACCCUUGCUCGUUCUACUUGCUGAAUCUGGGAAUCGAUACUACUCUCGGAAUUCCAAUUCUUAUCAUCAUUCUACGCGUUCUUAACUUUCUCGCUUCCUACACUAUUCUUGCGAAUCCUCCCGAGUCGAUUGAAUCUGGAAACUAUGGCCAACCACCGCGCGCUACAUGGUGGCUCAAACAAUCCAUCAUCUACUUCAUGGGACUGUUCAGUAUGAAGUUCUGUGUCUUUUUCCUCAUUCAGCUGUUGCCUUUCAUCAUCAAGAUUGGCGACUGGGCUUUGCGAUGGACAGAAGGCAAUACUGCCCUGCAGAUCGCCUUUGUCAUGCUUCUGUUCCCACUGAUCAUGAACGCUAUCCAAUAUUAUAUCAUCGACGGCUUUAUCAAGAAGCCACUCUCUUAUGACCUUUACACCUCGGGAGACACCGAUGACGAUCCCGAUGAUAUUCACCGCCGAGAAGCGCUUCUGGCUGGCCUGGAUGAGGCUUACUCCUCUACGGACUCGGGUGACGAAGAAUCAGCGCCCGGGAAAGACAUAUCGUCGCAACCCAAAGAUGUUGCAAAUGCUCUUCAUGGGUCUGAAGAGCUACUCACUGAGGACCAUUCCCCGGUGCCACCCUAUGAACCUCCUUCCUCCGGCAGCAGCCGUAGCGAGCAAGGCGGGAAACGGAAUGCUGAAGCGUGA
This is a messenger RNA of Penicillium maclennaniae, 978 nucleotides long. RefSeq names its product STIMATE family protein. Gene Ontology annotation, cellular component: membrane. The record is from RefSeq and is a predicted model, not a curated record. Lineage: Eukaryota; Fungi; Ascomycota; Eurotiomycetes; Eurotiales; Aspergillaceae. The transcript has 3 exons. Bases 1 to 978 code for a protein of 325 amino acids.